CUAAUCAUCUUCAAUCCCAAAAUUAAAAACAAUAAACAGAAACAUCUUAGAAAAAACCUUAUUUUACUUUUCUCAGAUUUUGACUUUAGAACGUUGAGUCAGUCUUCCUCACUUCCCCUAAAGUGCAGUUGGUACAACAACACUUUAUUUGACUGAAUGAAUUAAAAGGUCCACUACUCGCCACCAAAGAAAACUAUUCUAACACCACGUGCUUCAAUCUUCUCAAAAUGUAAUAUUUAAUUUACUCAAAUUAAGUGAUAUUUCUAUUUCAAGUAGAGCAACACGCCUACUUUAUCACCACCUGUCAAGUAACUUCCUCUAUAAUUCUCACCUCUCAUUAUAUAUAAACCCACCACACCACACCCAAUCUUCACUAUCACACUCCAAAAAAAAUCAAACAACACAAUCCUCUCAUUUUUCUCUCAACUCUAUGGCUACGGAAGCGCUUAACUCACCCACCACCGCCACUCCUUUCACUCCCUUCGAGGAACCGAAUCUCAGCUACCUCGAUACACCAUGGACGAAAGGUAAACGUUCAAAGCGUUCUCGUAUGGAUCAAUCUUCAUGCAGUGAAGAAGAGUAUCUCGCUUUCUGUCUCAUCAUGCUCGCUCGCAGCGGCAACAACAACAGCAACAACAGCAACAACUCCACCGCGAAACAGAUUUUAUCUGACACUGAAUCGGCGCCGCUAACAACCGUUAAACUCAGUCACAAAUGCUCCGUUUGCAACAAAGCUUUCUCAUCUUACCAAGCACUCGGCGGACACAAAGCCAGCCACCGGAAACUCGCGCUUAUGUCCACUGCCGAAGAUCAGAAUCAGACCACCACCACCUCAUCCGCCGUGACUACUAGCUCUGCAUCCAAUAAGAUCAAGACUCACGAUUGUUCCAUAUGUCACAAAUCCUUCCCUACCGGACAGGCUUUGGGAGGACACAAGCGUUGCCACUACGAAGGCGGUGCCGGUGGCGGAGCCGGAAGUAGCGCCGUAACGGCCUCGGAAGGAGUUGGAUCCUCUCACAGCCAACACCGUGACUUUGAUCUUAACCUCCCGGCUUUUCCGGACUUUUCAAAGAAGUGUUUCGUGGAUGACGAGGUUUCCAGCCCUCUUCCUGCAGCAAAGAAGCCCUUUCUUUUCAAGAUUGAAAUUCCUCAUUACUGAUUAAUAGAUUAAUAGAUCCAAGUUUAUUCUUAUUAUUUCUUAUAUUACUCCGUAGUGCAUAGCUAUUUUAUUUUCAAUUAUUUCAGAUCAAUUUGUUCUGUAAAUACAAAUUGGGGUUGGUAUUACAAUUUAGAUUGUACUUAGUCAAUGGAAAUUUAAUUCAAUUGAUUUAUUAUUUUA
Messenger RNA from Lathyrus oleraceus (garden pea), 1339 nucleotides. RefSeq names its product zinc finger protein ZAT10. Gene Ontology annotation, molecular function: DNA-binding transcription factor activity; transcription cis-regulatory region binding. Gene Ontology annotation, cellular component: nucleus. The record is from RefSeq and is a predicted model, not a curated record. The coding region runs from base 431 to 1159 and encodes 242 amino acids. The transcript has a single exon. NCBI's taxonomy places the organism in Eukaryota, Viridiplantae, Streptophyta, Magnoliopsida, Fabales, Fabaceae. Gene Ontology annotation, biological process: regulation of DNA-templated transcription.